CAUAACUUAGCCAAAUUAUAGGCCUACUAAAAGUCUAGCCCACAAUAGUAGAUUGUACCAACAAGAUGGCGUCAGGAGGAGAUGACUACGAUAUUGAUGCUUUGACUGAGAAACUGAAGGCUUUUGCCAUGGCUCAGAUAAAGACCUCAGCCAAGAUGGACAGUAAAACAGUGGGAAAGGUGGCCAAGGAAUGCUGGCCCAAGCCCCUACAGACCCGGAUAGACUCCAGUGUGUUCCCAAAAGUUAUGGACAAAACUACAAAGUCUAUUAGUCUUGACAAUAAGGAUCAAAUCAGGAAGUUUAUAUCGGAAGCCGCCAUCCAAUAUGAUGACGUCACCACCAAAACAAAAGAGUUCAAAGAACAUGAGAAGUUUUUGGCAGAGAAGAUUAUUACAUCCGGUACAGGAAUAAAGCAAACG
Saccostrea cuccullata (small rock oyster) is the source of this 419-nucleotide messenger RNA. RefSeq lists its product as uncharacterized. NCBI's taxonomy places the organism in Eukaryota, Metazoa, Mollusca, Bivalvia, Ostreida, Ostreidae. Gene Ontology annotation, biological process: microtubule polymerization. The annotation marks the transcript as partial. The record is from RefSeq and is a predicted model, not a curated record. Gene Ontology annotation, molecular function: tubulin binding. The transcript is spliced from 2 exons.